AUGUCUGACACUUCACGGCUUACGUUGAAUAUCGCAUACGAUAUUCUCUGCUUAACCUCCGGCAGGCCGUCCAUAUGGUCCUUCGAUGUCCCGAAAGGGAUCACCUGGGCUAAGUUUCUCAUGAUGAUUGGAGAGCGUGCUAUAGACGAACCACUGCACAAUCUAUUGCUGUACAAACUGCGCAAACCAGCUGAAGUGGCAGAGCUCAAACGAUCAAGACCACAGACGAUAGAAGAGGUGGAGGACAUCGCCGAGGAAGUCCCUCUCUUGGUAGAAGUGCUGCAUGAUCCCGCCCAAUUUUCCCCGGAUAAGGUUCAUGUUCUCGUAGUAGUCGCACGACCGGAGGCAGCAGUCGAUCACUAUAAAGGGGAGCCACCGCCGGGCCUGGAACUUCACCCUGUGGAGAAAGCUCACCUGGCCGCUGUCAAGGCCGAACAGGAUAAGCACCCUAUCUACAAUGGACGCCCCGACAAUUGUCGCAGUUCGCCGAUCGUACUUUACGAGAGCGCCUUCGCUAAGCUCAAAGACGUGCUGUACGAUCUGCGACAGGCACAGCCGGACCGCGACUUUGUGGCUGCGACCGCAAAGCUAUUUCUUUCUGCGGCGACUAUAUACAAUUCGGAAUCCGAACGCGAGAGCGCGAUCUUCGACCACAUCGAGCGUCUCUUGGACGUCACCUUUGAACGACACGUGAAGGCGGCCAUGAAUAGGUUUUCCAGCAAGAAGGACGCUGAAGCCGACACUCUCGUUCGAGAACGUCUGGAUGACACAACGCACGGCGAGAAGAAGGGCAUCUACAUCUGCAUCGAGGUCAAAAAUGAACUGGGAAUGGGUAGAAACAGCGGACUUCAAGGUGCUCUGACGUUGCUGAAGCACAUUUCCCAGGAUGGGUACGAGGGGAUACGAAAUGUAUCGUGCUGCCCCUGCUUCGUCAUAUCCAUCGCGGGUCCCUACAUCUGCUUCUCUGGCGCAGUUCUCGUCGACAUAUUCAUCGUCCAGCCCUUCACGGACUACAUCUACUUGGGCGGGGAUCCUAUCAUGAAUGAGCGAAUCACCCACGUGGCCAAGCUCUUCAGUGCGGUCGCAGAUGCAGCGAUGCUGUUGAGGGAGCACUACCGUUCUCUAUCGCCGAGCACGGUGCCCAAGCAUGGCCCCCUCCUUCCCAGUCCUGCUUAUGGUGUCAAGCACCCAGAGGGGGCCUUAGAGUUCGUAGCACGAUUUGAUUACGAGGGUCGGAAAAUCGACAACUACCGUCGAUCCCUCUUCCGUGCCACAUUCGACGGCAAACCCGUGCUCGUUAAGUUCUGUGAGACGUAUAACGAACGCGCCCACCGUAUGCUCGCCGAUAUUGGCCUUGCACCGAAGCUAUAUUUCUGCGCCCAGAUCUGUGGACACGUCAAUAUGAUCAUAAUGGAAUUCGUCGACAGCCGCGAUACGCACCACCAGUUUAGCGGGAAGGAGUUACCUCCGAGCGUUAUGCGUGACGUGAAGCGCGCAGUGGACGAGCUGCACCGCUCAGGCCUCAUCUUUGGUGAUCUGCGCCGCCCGAAUAUCAUGGUCGUCACCAAUCACCUCCACGUGGUCGAAGCGGCGAGGACUGAGAAAGACACGGCGGCGGAUGCUGGUUUGGGCGCGAUGUUGAUCGACUUUGACUGGGCUGGGGAUGACGAUCAGGCGCAGUAUCCAGCGCUCCUCAAUGAUUCGGGAGAGAUCAGUUGGGCAGACGGUGUCGCGCCUGCGGCACGUAUGAAGAAACAGCACGACCUGGGCAUGAUUGAGAAGCUCAAUCGACAUCGGUCGUCCGCAAUAGUCAGCUAUACCAGAAGCCUACUGGCCGCAGGAUUUAGUGACUGA
Molecule: messenger RNA, 1854 nt
Organism: Sparassis crispa
Lineage: Eukaryota; Fungi; Basidiomycota; Agaricomycetes; Polyporales; Sparassidaceae
Exons: 5
Coding region: 1-1854 (617 amino acids)
Source: RefSeq, a predicted model, not a curated record